AUGCUUUUGGGCAAAGCGGGUAGGGCGAAACAGGUAGAUACCUGCUUUGCUCUACCCGCAAAGCGGGUAUAUGAAUCUCACAAAUAUAUUGAAUCUCACAAAUAUAUUGAGGCGAUCGAAUAUGCUAGAAAAAAUAAUGUAAUUUUUGUAUCGCUGCCUCCUCAUACAACUCAUCGCAUGCAACCUCUGGACCGUUGCCUUUAUGGACCGUUCAAAACUUACUUUGAGCAAAAAGUUUCCACUUUUCAACGAAGCCAUGUAGGUAGAAUAAUUACUCAGUACGACGUAGCUUCACAUGUUGGAAAAGCAUAUUCCAAAGCAGCUAGUGCACAAAAUGCUGUUCAAGGAUUUAAAUCCUCAGGAAUAUGGCCCACGAACCGACGCAUAUUUAGUGAUGCUGACUUUUUGCCAGCUAGUCUGACAGACAGGGCUGAAGUUAUUGAAAACACCAACGAUAGCCAAUCGCAGAUCCAAUCUACUGAUGCUGGUCGUCUUACUAAUAAUUCUUAUUGCUCUACUUCUACAUCUGUAUUUGAAAACGUGGAUCAAAAUUACUCUCAAGCUUCAAGGAUUUCGCUACGACGCACAAACGGAGAAACUUCGCAUGAUCCAGCUGUUGAAGAUGAUCCUUCAUGUUCUACGACAACUAGUGACAAUUCAUUUCAGCCAGUAGAAGAGCCAUUGACACCUCAUGUGAAGCCUUUGGAUAUUAGACCGCUACCAAAACCUUCUCCGAAAAAAACUAGUAGUAAACAUAAAACUCAAAGAGCUGAAGUCUUAACAAGUUCACCAUUUAAAAAUAUGCAAAUAGAAAAGGAAGAAAAGAAGAAACGUCUUAGUAACAAUGCUGCUGUUCAAAAAAAUUAA
Messenger RNA from Parasteatoda tepidariorum (common house spider), 867 nucleotides. Lineage: Eukaryota; Metazoa; Arthropoda; Arachnida; Araneae; Theridiidae. The record is from RefSeq and is a predicted model, not a curated record.